Molecule: messenger RNA, 1278 nt
Organism: Nematocida parisii ERTm1
Lineage: Eukaryota; Fungi; Microsporidia
Exons: 1
Coding region: 1-1278 (425 amino acids)
Source: RefSeq, a predicted model, not a curated record
AUGGACAGAUCUAUACAGAUUAAAAGUAAGAACAUCGAUGAAGAAGAAAUUAAACAAGGAUUUAAAAAGUCGCAUAUAAAAAAGACACUGGAUUUACCAAUCAUAAAAGAAAUGAUUUCUACUGGAAUUGAGUUUAUAAAAAAAGCACCACGUAUACUAGAAAAAGAUCCCGAAUUUAAAGAGUAUUCUAGCUAUAUGGUAUUUCUUUUAAAAUUCAUUUUAGAAAUACUUAGUUUUUGGGGUGCCACAGCUAUACUUUCUCAGAUUCCAAUACUUAAAACUAGAAUUGAAAAAGCUAUUUGUAAAGCUUUUCCGGUUUCUAUAGGAUAUAGUUAUAUAUUUUCUACAAUAUCUUCGUUUUUUGUUUUUGAUAAAGUCAUGAACACAUCACACAAUGCGAUUAUUAAUAGCACAUUUAGACUAAUGUUGUAUGCAUUACAAGAAAAUGAAGUUUAUGCCGGUUAUACUGUAGAAGAAAAUGAGAUGAUAGAAUAUAUAUGUUAUUUGAAUAGUAUGAAUAUGAAUGAAUUUAAGGAGAAUGUGAUUGAGAAGCAUAGGCAGAUUAUUAAAAACCAGUUAGAUCUGAUUUUUAGUUCACCACUUAAUAUGACACUAGAAAGUGUAUUAAAUGAGUCAUUAAAAGAGAUAACAGCAAUUGGUUAUAAGGAUAAGGGGCUUAAACCAACAGAUAAAUUAAUAGAAAUAGUCGAUGAACUUGAAAAUGUUACCAUAGUAAAUGAUUCGCUCAAUCAUGCUGAACCCCAUAUUAUUCUGAUUAAUAUGGAGAAUAUAGAAACAAAAAAUGACACACCAAUUAAUACACAGAGAAACACUAUGGAUAUAGAGAUUAUUUCAGUAAAUGAUGAAGAUACUUCUAAUAGUAAUAACUCUAAUAUAAGGUUUCCCAAGAAAGAACAAGCUAUUGAUGAAGUGGCAGAAGAUGCACUUUUUGCUGAUUAUUCUUCUAUGGAUGAUUAUCAGGUAGAAAGGGAUGUUAAUACAGCGCAGGAAAUUAUUUCUGCCAUAGUUAAACCACAUGCCAGUUUAACACAAGAAACAGAAAAAACACAAGAAACACAAGAAACACAAGAUGUCAUUAUUACUCCCCCUGGGCCACAGACUAACUCUUAUGCAAUGAAAAUAUUCAUUAACCUACGCAAUUUAUGCCGUAUGCCUUUCAAAUGUACCACAAGUAUUGGAAUAACACUGAUUUUACUAUUAUUAAUCAACAGUAUACUUAUAUUAUGCUACUAUAAUAGAACAUAUUUAUUUAUAUAA